Molecule: messenger RNA, 315 nt
Organism: Dracunculus medinensis (Guinea worm)
Lineage: Eukaryota; Metazoa; Nematoda; Chromadorea; Rhabditida; Dracunculidae
Source: the annotation of a GenBank genome assembly
AUGUCAAUGCGCCAAUGCAGAACGCCUUCUUCGUUUGUUGAAAAGCAUGAACUCUUUGUUAUUAAUACAUCGGAGGAAAUAUCAAGGCACAUGGAACUCAACCAAUAUUCCAGUCAUAUUAACUAUAUAUUAGGCAGCUGGAAGAGCUCUAUACUUGAUAGUGGUUCUUAUCGAGGUACUGAAACUAUAGUUCGAGCCGAAAUUCGUAUAAAACUGACAAAUCCGAGAACGAUAAGCGCAUUUCAGACCGCAUUAUUGAAACAUCUCAGUGAAAUGAAUGUCAAUGAUAUCUCUGGAACGGCGAAUGAAAACUAG